AUGACUGCAGACACCCACAGCAGAGUCGCCUGCACCUAUACCAACUGUGACCGUUUCUUCAGCUCCGUCAAGGAGAUGAAAAGACACAAGGCCUCAGAUCCACUGCAUGAAUACUGCAAGCGCUGUGACGAAGACUUCGAAGAUGAGGAACGACUCCUCAUCCACAAGAUCAAAAGCGACAAGCACAUCGUCUGUCCCAUCUGUGGAGUCGAGUUUGGUAGCGAAGGUGGUCGUGACGGUCAUAUUCGACAGAACCACCGAUCGGAACAAGCCCUCGUCUGCCGUGGCUGCGGCGACCAAUACAAAAGCGCCAGUGGUCUUAUGCGCCACAUCGAAGAGAACGAGUGUUCCGAGAUCACCAGGACUCGUCUUCUACAGGAGCAGUCCAAGAAACUGAUGAUCAAAGAAGCGCUCCAAGGCGGCGAAGGAUUGCCCAUGCCUGUGAUCCCCGAGCCAGCGGACGUCGACGAUAUCGACGGAGGCGUCAAGAUAGACCUUCUCACGGCAGAAAACCAAGAAGCGAUGCAGAAUCAGCCCGGGAUGUCAGAUUCGGAUGAUCUGCCUGCCCAGUUCUCAGCCAAUCUGGCUCUGAAGCACUGGCCUCGUCUGGGCAAGGGGUCCGCCGAUCGAGACGCCCCAAUGGACUUGUUGAGUUUCCCUGAUCUGUCUGUUGCUUCGUCUUCCAAAGGAAAUUCAGCCUGGAAAGGAAAGGGCAAGGCAGUUGUUGGAUCAGUCAAGGGAUCCAAAUCACAGAAGGGAGGAGAAGUUCGUCCAUUUGGAGCCGGGGUGCCUGAUGCUGGACAGACCCUUCGUAUCUUGGAUGAGCGCUGGGAUGCAACCAACUUCUUCAACUCGUUUAGUGGGAAAUACGUUUGUCCCUGUAACGCGGCGUUCAAGCACAAGAUCGACUUUGAGAAACAUGUCCUGUUGAAGAGCAAAAACAACCGUGAUGUGCAGUGUCCACGUUGUCUUCGCCAUUUCAAGACCACAGCAGCACUCAUUGCGCAUUGCGAAUCACCCAGCACCCGUUGUGACAUCAAUGAUGGCGAGAAAUAUAGCCAGAUUAUCGAUGAGCUGACCGGGGGAAUGAUCCAAGCGGUGGGAUACAAUACCGACGGCACUGUCAAGUACGAGGCUGGGAAAUUGGAGUUGCCCAAGACUACCACCGUGGGUGUCAAUUUGCAACAAGUGACCAGGAAGUAG
Molecule: messenger RNA, 1203 nt
Organism: Aspergillus tanneri
Lineage: Eukaryota; Fungi; Ascomycota; Eurotiomycetes; Eurotiales; Aspergillaceae
Product: putative C2H2 finger domain protein
Exons: 3
Coding region: 1-1203 (400 amino acids)
Biological process (GO): regulation of transcription by RNA polymerase II
Cellular component (GO): chromosome
Molecular function (GO): chromatin insulator sequence binding
Source: RefSeq, a predicted model, not a curated record